AUGAAUAAUCUCCCACAGAGUAAACGCCUUAAGUCUGAAAAUGUCAUUCUUGUAAGUAUGAUGCCUGGGCCAAAGGAAGUAAGCACUGACAGCAUGAAUCAUUACUUGAAGCUGCUUGCUGACGAAUUGUUGGAGAUGUAUUUGCCAUUGGGUGAGAUACACAAAGACAAUGCAUUUGGAACACACUUCUGCUUUACAGCUAUAGAUCCAAUGCAUAACCUUUAUCUUGGAACUGCAAAGCAAAUGAUUCAGAUCUGGUGCAAGCGUAACUACAUCAAUGAAAAGAAUCAGUUCACUAUGCAAGAGCUUGCCAAUGGUAUUGUUGUAUCUUGUGAAUAUGCGCAUAUAACAAAGAAGAUUGUCAAUGGUUUUUCAUUUAUGAAAGCUGACGAGUGGAAGUCGUGGUGCAUCAUAUACUCUCCAUUUGUUUUGAAGCAUGUACUCCCUGCCAAGAAUCUGGAAAACUGGAUUUUAUUUGUUGAUGCAUGCCGCUUACUCACAAAACCUUCAAUCACUGAUAAAGAAAUAGAUGAAGCCACAACACUGUACAGAAAAUCGGCCAUGACAUCAAAUAUGCAUCUACAUCUUCAUCUUAGCAAGUGUGUUCAUGACUUUGGACUAAUUUAUGCUUUCUGGUUAUUCAGUUUUGAGAGAUACAAUGGUUUGUUGAAGAAUAUGGAAACAAAUCAAAAAGGCGGCUCUGAAUCAAUAAUGAUGAAGAAAUUUCUGGAAAGAACAUACAUUGGCAGCUUUAUACAAUCUUUUGUCAACCAUCUUCCCCAGUUUGCAAUUGACUUUCUGCAUCGCAUUUCAAAUAGUCAAGAUCAAUUAGCAACAUUGCAGUCAUCUUCUACUGCCAGUAUCUUUUCUCUGUCUGACUUUGUUAAAUAUUCCUUAAACUCUUGUCAUUCUGCUUUGGGUUGUGAGUCAUUGCCCCCUUCAGUGUUUCCAAUUAAACUUGACCAAAGGAUUACAAUGUGUAAAGAACAUUAUGAAUGUUUACUGGAGUUUUACAGACACGCGUAUGACAAUCACGAUCUUUUUGGCCAUUGUUCAAACUGCGGAUCUAACCAGAUUUUUGUCAAUAACCAAAUUGAGAAAAUAAAACAAAUAUCUCUUCUUGGACAGGAAUACUCUUCUGGAUCUUAUUCCCGCGCCUAUUAUCUUGAGAAUAACAGUGAAAAUAAAGCAGCAUUUCAUGGCUGUAUACUAUAUUUAUUUCAAUACUUAAUAAUUAUCAACGAAACCGUCAUCACUCAUACUUUUGCAUUUGUUAAGUGA
This is a messenger RNA of Phycomyces blakesleeanus NRRL 1555(-), 1281 nucleotides long. RefSeq lists its product as hypothetical. The coding region runs from base 1 to 1281 and encodes 426 amino acids. NCBI's taxonomy places the organism in Eukaryota, Fungi, Mucoromycota, Mucoromycetes, Mucorales, Phycomycetaceae. The transcript has 4 exons. The record is from RefSeq and is a predicted model, not a curated record.